CUGAUAGCGUCUCCAUAACAAAAGUGUGGUGGUGACUGCAACAGAGCAGCGCAGUCUUAUUAAUUUACACGUCUGGUUGUUUAUCGUAUGGCAUCUUAUCGUGACAGGAUAAACUAGACUCGUCUCAGUGAAUGUUGAAGCAUGUUCGGCUCGAUAGGCAGGUUAGCUAGCUAGCUAGUUAGCUUAGCUAGCUAGUUAGCUUAGCUUGCUACUUAGCUUAGCUUGCUAGUUAGCUUAGCUUGUUAGCUGCCAACAAAGAGACGCGGAAGUUGUCAACACAUCGCUAAGUAGAGAUCAAAUGUGAGUGUAAAGUGUUGUGAUUGUGGGGAAAAUGUGCGAAAGGACGGUAGCAGAGUACGAGGAGGAACUUUCUCCAACAAAAGAGGAGAACGGGCGGCAACAUCAACUACUGGACGCGGAUUUCCCAAAACACAAAGUUGUGUUACACAGAAAAGACGUCCGUCAGCCCCCCCUCAUUAAAGAGGAAGAGGAGGAAAUGUGGACCACUCAGGAUGGAGAGUGUCUUCUAGGGCAGGAGGAGGCUGAUCUCACCAAGUUUCCACUGACUGCUGUCUCUGUGAAGACUGAAGAGCAUGAAGACAAACCACCUGAGUCCUCACAGCUUCAUCACAGUCCAGAUCGCGGUUCACGUAGUCACAGCAACUUAACGUCGCAAUGGGCGGAGCCAGGCGUCGAGUCAAGCGGGCAGAAGUGCUCACAUCCUCCAAGAUCAAGCCAGAGGACGAACAUGGACGAGGAGAAGUUCAUCAUCGAAGUGCAAGACCACAAAGUAAUAUAUGACGCAACACAUCCUUUUUACAAGGACAACGGCAAAAAGGAUUUGGCGUGGAACACCAUCGCAGGCGUCAUGGACGUGGAUGACUCCCAGCAACGGCUUGGACGUCAAGAAGCAUGCGCCCCUCAGCCGCUGGAGGGGAGCUCCACUUGGAAGCAGGAGGAUCCACAUUCCCCUCAGAUAAAAGAGGAAGAAGAGGAACUCUGGAUCACUCAGGAGGGAGAGUGUCUUCUCGGGCAGGAGGAGGAGGAUCUCACCAAGUUUCCACUGACUGUUGUCACUGUGAAGAUAGAAGACCAUGAAGAAAAACCACCUGAGUCCUCACAGCUUCAUCACAGUCCAGACGUCAGACAUCUUCCCUCUGACCCACAGGGGUGGGGCUCCAGGGUGGAAGAAGAGCAGCCGCAGCCCCCCCAUAUUAAAGAUGAAGACGAGGAUCGCAGCAUCAGUCAGGAUGCUGGUCAUUUUGAAGGACUGGAGGAGUUCCCGGUGAUUGUUGUCAUUGUGAAGAGUGAAGGUAAUGAGUUCAAAGGUGAAAGUGAGGAGAAGAGAGAGGCGGAGCCUCCGAGCAGCAGCUCAACACAACACAUGACAACAGAAGCUGGGGGAUCACAAGCGGACAACCUCAUAGCUCCACUAUCAGAGAGUGACGACACGUCACACUUUACUGACACCGAUGAUGAAGACUUUAAAGAUAAGACAUGUCACACUGACAACACUCACUUCAAAUGUUCUCACUGUGACAACACUUUUGUCACAGAGACAAAUCUAAAUAAACACAUGAGAUAUCACGCGGAGAAAACACUCGAGUGUUCAGUUUGCUCUAAAAGAUUCCUUUGGAAGUCCCACUUGAUAGCACACGCGAGAAUACACUCUGGAGAGAAACCCUUCGCCUGCUCAGUCUGCGGUAAAGGUUUUGUCGCGAGUCACUGUUUGCAGACACACAUGAGAACGCACACCGGGGACAAACCCUUCAUGUGCUCGGUUUGCGGCAAAACGUUCUCUCAGACCGCACAUCUGAACGUGCACUUGAGAAAACACACCAUGGAGAAACCGUUCCCUUGUUCAGUCUGCGGUAAAGGUUUUGUGCGGAGGGAAUAUUUAAAGAUACACAUGAGGAUACACACCGGAGAGAAACCUUUCACCUGUUCGAUCUGCGGCAUGGAUUUUAUACGGGACUCGUACUUGAAGAAACACAUGACAAGCCACACGGGGGAGAAACCAUUCUUGUGCUCGGUAUGCGGCAAGAGAUUCUCCGACAAAGUGCGUUUGACGGCGCAUGCAAAAAUACACACCGUAGAAAAACCCUUUUCCUGUUCAGUAUGUGGUAUAGGUUUUGUGCAGAAUCAAUAUUUGAAAGUACACAUGAGACUACACACCGGGGACAAACCUCACACCUGCUCGGUCUGUGGGGUGAGUUACACGCGGAGUCAAUAUUUGAAGAGACACAUGAGGAAACACACGGGAGAGAAAGUGUACCGUUGCAGUGUGUGUGAUGAAAGGUUCUUUUACCAGUACCAGCUCAACAAACACACGUGUGCCGGCGAGAACAACAAAUGAAGCUGCGGGAUCCACUAUGGACUGUACUCUCACAAUAUUAUGUUAGACCCACUCAACAUCCAUUGCUUUCGGUCUCCCCUAGAGGGGGGGGGUUACCCACAUAUGCGGUCCUCUCCAAGGUUUCUCAUAGUCAUUCACAUUGACGUCCCACUGGGGUGAGUUUUUCCUUGCCCUUAUGUGGGUUCUGUACCGAGGAUGUCGUUGUGGCUUGUGCAGCCCUUUGAGACACUUGUGAUUUAGGGCUAUAUAAAUAAACAUUGAUUGAUUGAUUGAUUUUAACAACUUUUGAGACUUCAAAACCGUCGACUUUAACAUCACCACCUAUAACGAGUGUCACAUGGUUGUGUGCUUAACACAAGCUUGUCAAUAUGCAUCUACCACUUCAUUUCAAUAAAAGUAACAGACAACUGGUUUGUUUGUUCUCUGAGGUUUCGAUGUGU
Messenger RNA from Nerophis lumbriciformis (worm pipefish), 2796 nucleotides. RefSeq lists its product as uncharacterized. Gene Ontology annotation, biological process: regulation of transcription by RNA polymerase II; embryo development. Gene Ontology annotation, cellular component: transcription regulator complex; PcG protein complex; nucleus. The record is from RefSeq and is a predicted model, not a curated record. Lineage: Eukaryota; Metazoa; Chordata; Actinopteri; Syngnathiformes; Syngnathidae. Gene Ontology annotation, molecular function: DNA-binding transcription factor activity, RNA polymerase II-specific; RNA polymerase II cis-regulatory region sequence-specific DNA binding.